ACAAGGUUCUGAAGCAGCUAGUGGACUUCCUGUCUUCUCCGUCUAAGGAGGUGGUGGACAGCUCACUCAGACUCACUCACAGCCUGAUGAUGAAAUUCGAGUGGAGGGUUUCCUUUGCCACCGAGGGCGGGGUCAAAGCCGUGUUGUCCUGCAUGCAGGAGUUUGCUUCUGUCCCUGCAAUCCAGCAGCUGGGUCUGGCGACCCUGAAGGUCAUAACCGGGGCUAGUAAACAUGACCUCCGCAGCGUUGGCAGUGGCCUCCCGCUCUCUGACUCUGGAAAUCAGAUGAUGUUGGAGAUCUUCGCCAGCAUCGGUUCUGCCACGCCUGAAGGCUCGGCAGGGCU
This is a messenger RNA of Cynoglossus semilaevis (tongue sole), 343 nucleotides long. RefSeq names its product cullin-9-like. The annotation marks the transcript as partial. Lineage: Eukaryota; Metazoa; Chordata; Actinopteri; Pleuronectiformes; Cynoglossidae. The record is from RefSeq and is a predicted model, not a curated record. The transcript has 2 exons.